This is a messenger RNA of Taeniopygia guttata (zebra finch), 2245 nucleotides long. RefSeq names its product cytochrome P450 2J4. Gene Ontology annotation, cellular component: cytoplasm; intracellular membrane-bounded organelle. The record is from RefSeq and is a predicted model, not a curated record. NCBI's taxonomy places the organism in Eukaryota, Metazoa, Chordata, Aves, Passeriformes, Estrildidae. Gene Ontology annotation, molecular function: oxidoreductase activity, acting on paired donors, with incorporation or reduction of molecular oxygen, reduced flavin or flavoprotein as one donor, and incorporation of one atom of oxygen; heme binding; iron ion binding. Gene Ontology annotation, biological process: xenobiotic metabolic process.
GUGGACUUUUAACUUCUAUCAGCCUUGCCAUUACUAGAUAUAACGUGAACAUGGAAUAUAUACAAACCAAUUUAAAAACUCCAAGAUUUAAUGUCCACUUACAUUUUCCUGCUUAAUUUGUAUGUAUGGCUAUUGCUUUUCUAAAAGCAUUCUUGGAGUAUUUGUAAGAAGACAUACCAUUCCAAAUUGGCAUGAAAAAAACUAGAUGGAGAAUUUACGUGCAUCUUCAUUGCCUGGAAAAUCUUGGCCCUAGUCUUUUAAGAUACCAUUCCUACAAAUCCUGUGAUCCAUAUGGAAUAAGUAUAAUCUGGAUGAGGAGAAGAAGGGUGUGCAUCUAUUAAUAUGCUGAAGCAUGAGAAUGUAAUGAGUGGAACAAAAAGGGAGUGGUUGAUAAUAAAGAGGCGGGGAAUAUUUAUUAUGUGAAUUCAAGCUCUGAUGAAAAAACUGGUUUAGCAACCAGCCUCGAUAGCUUCAAUAGACAAUUUUGAAUAAAGGCAAGCUGGUAAAGCAGACACUAAAAUGUUGAGCAUAACUCAAGCUUUUGUAGCAGUGGCUGUAUUUCUUCUAAUGACGCAGUUUUUAAAGUUGCAACGAGUGCGGAGACGGUUUCCUCCUGGACCAGUCCCUCUCCCAGUCUUUGGGACACUGAUACAGCUGAACUUUCAGUUUGAUCGUGAUCUUCUCAUGCAGCUGGCAAAAAUUUAUGGCAACAUAUUCACCUUAUGGUUUGGAUGGGCCCCAGUGGUUAUACUGAAUGGAUUUCAAGCAGUGAAGGAUGGUAUGACCACACACCCUGAAGAUGUUUCUGGCAGGCUGGUGUCACCUUUCUUCAGAGCAAUGGCCAAAGGAAAAGGAAUUAUGUUGGCAACUGGUCACACCUGGAAGCAGCAGAGAAGGUUUGCUCUGAGGACUUUACGCAACCUUGGUCUGGGGAAAAGAGGUCUGGAGUACCGAGUGCAAGAAGAAGCCCACUACCUGGUAGACUUCUUUGCAAGUAUGAAAGGGAAACCUGUGAAUCCUUCUUUCCCUCUUGUCCAUUCUGUCUCAAAUGUAAUUUGUUCUGUCGUGUUUGGACAUCGUUUCUCCAGAGAAGAUGAGGCCUUUCAUGAGCUGAUAAAAGCUACAGAACGUAUCUUCAAGUUUGGGGGCAGCUUUUUUCAUCAUCUCUAUGAAAUCUUCCCCUGGCUGAUGAGUCGUCUCCCUGGGCCGCACAAGAGGGUGUUGGCUUGUUAUGAUGUCCUGAGCAACUUUACACGGAGAGAAAUCCGAAUGCACACAGAGCGGGGGACACCAGAGGAGCCACAGGAUUUCAUUGACUUCUACCUAGAUCACAUUGAGAAAUCCAAAGAUGAACCCGGGUCAACAUACAAUGAAGACAAUAUGAUUUAUUCUAUAAAUGAUCUUUUCUUGGGUGGCUCAGAGACAUCAAGCACUACAUUGAACUGGGGCCUUCUCUAUAUGGUGGCAAACCCAGACAUCCAAGAGAAAGUGCAGAAGGAGCUGGAUGCUGUUCUGGGUCCAUCCAAGUUAAUCUGCUACGAGGAUCGGAGAGAGCUGCCCUACACAAAUGCUGUGAUUCAUGAGAUCCAGCGCUUCAGCAACAUUAUUUCAACUGGCAUGCCCAGGGUGUGUGUGAGGAACACAACCUUGCUUGGCUUUCCCCUCAAAAAGGGCACCAUAGUUCUUCCAAAUAUUGCUUCAUCUUUGUAUGACCCAGAGCACUGGGAAACACCUCGACAGUUCAACCCUGGUCACUUUUUGGAUAAGGAUGGAAACUUUGUGGCCCAAGACGCCUUCUUACCAUUCUCGAUAGGGCACCGGGUGUGUUUGGGGGAGCACUUAGCCAGGACCGAGCUCUUCAUUUUCUUUGCCAGCCUGCUGCGGGCGUUCACCUUCCGCCUCCCCGAGGGAGUGACCAAGAUCAACACUGAGCCCAUUUUUGGGGGCACUCUGCAGCCCCACCCCUACAGCGUCUGUGCCAUCCCACGCUAGGCUGGACAUGCGCAGUGUGUCACAGACCAUCUAUGAAACAUCUUUCUGAUUUUUCUGAAUGUAUCUAUUGAGACCAUAUAAUGCUUUUUGUAUUGGAUUUGAAUUUCUAGUUCAAAAGCCACCUUUUGUCUACAGUAGGUAAUUUUAUUUAGACUCUGUUACCUGCUUACAAAGGUGAUCUUUUUUUGUGGUAAAAAUUCUUUUGAUCUCUAAGACUCCAUCAUUCUCAGCUAUAAAGGCAUCUUGCAGUUGC